Manis javanica (Malayan pangolin) is the source of this 15716-nucleotide messenger RNA. NCBI's taxonomy places the organism in Eukaryota, Metazoa, Chordata, Mammalia, Pholidota, Manidae. The record is from RefSeq and is a predicted model, not a curated record.
GUCGCUGGAGAGGGGCUCGGCCCGCAGUCCGAGGCCUGCUGUCGCGGCAGCGCGGUGUUGCGGGAGGUGGAGCGCGGCGCCCGCCCGUUCCCGGGCCGCCCGCGCGCCGGAUCUGGGAACCCGCGACCGGACACGACGGGCCGCUACCGGCCCGCACGAAGGCCGCCGCGAUGUGCGACUGCUUCCACAUGGUGCUGCCCACCUGGCCUGGAGCCCCCGGCAGCGUAUCUGGCCAGCAGCUGCAGCCGGAAGAGGCCAGCGCAGAGGCCGAGGAGGCCCACCCUGUGACUGUAGGGCCUGCGGAUGAGAUCGUUCGGCCGCGGCCACAGGGGUCCUCACCUGUCUACGAAUGUGUGGCUGAGGGUGCUGGCCUUGGAUUUGCGGUAAGCCUGCUGGACAGGGACCCACAGGAAGACACACCGAGCAGACACAGCUCCUCAGGGAGACGGAGAUCCUGGUGGAAGCGGGAUUCAGGGGACUCACGAACGUCUUCCAGGAUGAGUCGGCCAGAGGAGGCAACGGAGGUGACCCUAAGGACCGAGGUGGACACUGGAGCCAGUGGCUACAGUGUCACAGGCGGUGCGGAGCAGGGGAUCUUUGUCAAGCAAGUGCUGAAGGGUUCCACGGCUGCCAAGCUCUUCAGCCUGAGAGAAGGGGAUCAGCUGCUCAGCACAACCAUAUUCUUUGAUGACAUUAAAUAUGAAGACGCUCUCAAAAUCCUUCAGUACUCAGAGCCCUACAAGGUUCAGUUCCAAAUCAAACGGAGACUUCCUGCCGGAGAGGACCAGGAGUGGGCCUCCAGCAGCGCUCCACGUGACCCGGAGGACAGUGAGAUGCAGGACAAGGCUGUUGCAGACGGUGACACAGAGAUGCCCAGCACGGCGCUGGAAGGAGGUGGAGACCAAGAGAGACUCAUCUCCAAACCCAGGGAAGGCCGAGGCAGGCGACCCAGGAACGAGAGGGUGUCCUGGCCCAAAUUCCAAGCAAUAAAGCCCAAGCGUGGGCCAGGGCCCCGGAGGUCACACAGCUCCUCAGAGGCCUGUGUGCGGGGGGACGGCCCUGACGCGUCCCCCCCACACACAGACACCGAGGCCCAGCUCCCAGCAGAGGGGCAGGAGCUGAAGGCAGGGCCGGACAACCAGCCCCGGAGACGGUUCCUGAACCUGAGAUUCCGGGUGGGCACGGGAAAGGGCCUGGUGCCAGUGGGACGACCAGGAAGAGAGGCCCCGGGUGGGCUGCCCCAGGCUGGGGUCCUGGAGGAGGCAGGGACCCUGGGUGAUGCCAAAGAGGACGCCAGGACUGCGCACAGAGAGGACAGGAUGGCAGAGGCGCAGGAGGGGCCCGCGGCUCCGAGCGAGCAGCAGCGCACAGAGCCCAGCCUGCCUGGUGAGGACUCCCUGGGGGAAGGGGCCAGGGUGACACCCAGACGCCCAAGGAGGACCAAGGAGGGGAAGGUCCAGGAGGAGACAGUGGCACAGGGGAAGCCGGGGCCAGGCCCAGCCCCAGGGCAAGAAGGACAGGCGCACAGGGAGGGAGAGCCUGGCCUGGAGACCGGGGUUGCCAGCCUGUCUCUGCAGGCCGCCGCGGACGUGGUCAGCACACACAGCCGCCCACCGGAGUUCCCGGUUCGAAUACCCACUUUAAAAACACCCAAGUUUGGAUUUUCCAAAGAAGCAGUGCUGGACACAGAAGGAGGAAUGAUGGCGCUCCAGCCGGAGCGGAGGAGGGGCCACCCCGGGAGGAAAGACACAGUGGGGGAGCAGGCAGAUGGAGGAGCGGACAGGCAGGGGGACCGAAGUGCAGCCCAGGGGCCACCACGAGAGACGGAAGCAGGAGCAGCGGACAGGACGCAGGAUGGCGAGGAGUACAGCAAGGCUGGGGACAACGACACGGAGGGAUGGGACGGAAGGAUGAAGACGCUGAGGUUCAAAAUGCCCUCGUUUGGGUGGCCACCAGGAAGGGAGCCGAGGGCACCCGCGGUGAGAGUUCUGCAGGGACGGGAGAUGGAAAAGGGAAGCCCAGCCCUGCAGACGGCCACGCACACAGAUGGGAGCAGAAGACCUACAGCAGAAGGAGGAGACACAGAUGUACAAGAACCAGGACAGACACGGAGAGAAGAGGGACAGAGUGGCAGGAAGGACAGGCACACCACCCCGGGAGACGGGACGGACGCCAAGGACAGCAAGUUCAAAAUGCCUAAGUUCAAGAUGCCAUCCUUCGGCAUGUCUGCACCAAGCACAUCCACGGAGGCCUCUGUGGACGUGUACCUGCCAAAGGCUCGGGCAGAGGUGUGCCUUCCCUCCAUUCACAGCGACAUCAACACCACUGACCUCCCAAUUGGACUCCCAUCUGCUGACCUGGACAUCAAGGCCGCUGAGGUGGGCCUGAAGCUCCCGGAGGGCCAUGUGCCCAGGGGAGAACUCCAGGAGGUGGCAGCGGGAGCCGGACUCACAGGACACCUGCCCAAGUUGCAGAUGCCCAGCAUUAAGAUGCCCGAGGUGGACGUGAAGGGCCCCCAGGUGGACAUCAAGGGGCCCAAGCUGGAUGUGAAGGGCACAAAAGGGGAGGCAGCCAUCCCUGAUGUGGAGGUAUCUGUGCCUAGCAUUGAGGUGGACAUCAAGGUGCCAGAUGCCAACCUGGAGGGCGACCUGUCCCUGGGAGACAAGGAGGUAUCUUCCAGAGACAGCAAGUUCAAAAUGCCCAAGUUCAAGAUGCCAUCCUUUGGUGUGUCUGCACCAAGCAAGGAUUUGGAAACCUCAGUGGGCGUGCCUGUGCCCAAGGUCACAAUGGAGGCCACCCGGCCCUUCCUGGGAGGAGAGCUCCAGGCCUCAGAGUGUAGCGUCCAACUGCCCUCGGCUGAUGUGCACCUGCCCAGAGGAGAGCUGGAGGUGGCCCUCCCCGGGGCCGAGUUGAUGGCAUCCGAGCUGAAGGGCAAAGUGGAAGGGACCCAGAUCAAAGCCCACCUGCCCAAGGUGCAGAUGCCCAGCAUCAAGAUGCCCAAGGUGGAUGUCAAGGCCCCCAGCAUGGACAUCAAGGGUCCCAGCAUGAACUUGAAAAGCAGGAAAAGAGAAGUGGGAUCCCCCGACGUGGAGGUGGCCCUGCCCACUGUCAAGGUGGACAUCCAGGUGCCAGAUGCGAAGCUGGAAGGCGACCUGUCCCUGGGAGACAAGGAGGUGUCCACCAGAGAUAGCAAGUUCAAAAUGCCCAAGUUCAAGAUGCCGUCCUUUGGCAUGUCUGUGCCAAGCACAUCCACAGAGGCCUCGGUGGACCUGUCCCUGCCAAAGGCCCAGGACGACGUGUGCCUGCCUUCCAUCCAGGCUGAUGUCAAGACCAGUGACCUCCCCAUUGAGCUCCCAUCUACCGACCUGGACGUCAAGACCGCUGAGUUGGUCCUGAAGCUCCCGGAGGGCCAUGUGCCCGGGGGAGAGUUCCAGGAGGCGACAGUGGGAGCUGGACUCACAGGACACCUGCCCAAGUUGCAGAUGCCCAGCAUCAAGAUGCCCAAGGUGGACUUGAAGGGCCCCCGGGUGGACAUCAAGGGGCCCAAGCUGGACAUGAAGGGCACAAAAGGGGAGCCGGCCAUCCCCGACAUGGAGAUGGACAUCCAGGUGCCAGGUGCUAAGCUCGAGGGUGACCUGUCCCUGGGAGACAAGGAGGUGCCCACCAGAGACAGCAAGUUCAAAAUGCCCAAGUUCAAGAUGCCGUCCUUUGGCAUGUCUGCACCAAGCAAGGAUUUGGAAACCUCAGUGGACGUGCCUGUGCCCAAGGUCGCAGUGGAGGCAACCCGGCCCUCCCUGGGAGGAGAGACCCAGGCCCCAGAGUGCAGUGUCCAGCUGCCUUCGGCUGAUGUGCACCUGCCUGGGGGAGAGCUGGAGGUGGCCCUACCCGGGGCCAAGGUGACAGUAUUCGAGCUGAAGGGCAAAGCGGAAGGGGCCCAGAUCAAGGCCCACCUGCCCAAGGUGCAGAUGCCCAGCAUCAAGAUGCCCAAGGUGGACAUCAAGUGCCCCAGCGUGGACGUCAAGCACCCCAGCGUAGAUAUCAAAGGCCCCAGUGUGGAUGUCAAGGGCCCCAGCAUGGAUGUGAUAGGAGAAGUGGCUGUCCCCAGCCCAGACAUGGACAUCCAGGCACCAGGGUCCAAGCUGGAGGGUGAACUGUCCUUGACAAGCAAGGAGGUAGCCGCGAGAGACAGCAAGUUCAAAAUGCCCAAGUUCAAGAUGCCGUCCUUUGGCGUGUCUUUGCCAAGCAUAUCCACAGAGGCCUCGAUGAAUGUGUCCCUGCCAAAGGCCCAGGCCGAAGUGUGCCUGCCUUUCAUCCAGGCUGACGUCAAGGCCAGUGACCACCCCAUUGAGCACCCAUCUGCUGACCUCAAUGUCAAGACUGCUGAGGUGGGCCUGAAGCUCCCGGAGGGCCACGUGCCCGGGGGAGAGCUCCAGGAGGCGGCAGUGGAAGCCGGACUCACAGGACACCUGCCCAAGUUGCAGAUGCCCAGCAUCAAGAUGCCCAAGGUGGACUUCAAGGGCCCCCGGGUGGACAUCAAGGGGCCCAAGCUGGACAUUAAGGGUGCUAAAGGGGAGAUGGCCAUCCCUGAUUUGGAGGUGGCCGUGCCCAGCAUGGAGGUGGACAUCCAGGUGCCAGGUGCCAAGCUGGAGGGCGACCUGUCCCUGGGAGACAAGGAGGUGUCUGCUAGACACAGCAAGUUCAAAAUGCCCAAGUUCAAGAUGCCGUCCUUUGGCGUGUCUGCACCAAGCAAGGAUUUGGAAACCUCAGUGGACGUGCCUGUGCCCAAGGUUGCAGUGGAGGCCACCCGGCCCUUCCUGGGAGGAGAGCUCCAGGCCCCAGAGUGCAGCGUCCAGUUGCCCCCAGCUGAUGUGCACCCGCCUGGGGGAGAGCUGGAGGUGGCCCUUCCCAGGGCUGAGGUAACAGUAUCUGAACUGAAGGGCAAAGCGGAAGGGGCCCAGAUCAAGGCCCACCUGCCCAAGGUGCAGAUGCCUGAGGUGGAUGUUAAGGCCCCCAGCGUGGACAUCAAGGGCCCUAGCAUGCACAUGAAAGGCAAGAAGGGAGAAAUAGCAUCCCCUGACAUGCAGGUGGCCAUGCCCAGCAUGGAGGUGGAUACACAGGAGUCAGGUGCUAAGCUGGAGGGUGACCUGUCUCUGACAAGCAAGGAGGUGGCCAUCAGAGACAGCAAAUUCAAAAUGCCCAAGUUCAAGAUGCCGUCCUUCGGCGUGUCUGCAGCAAGAAAGGAUUUGGAAACCUCAGUGGACGUGCCUGUGCCCAAGGUCGCAGUGGAGGCGACCCGGCCCUCCCUGGGAGGAGAGACCCAGGCCCCAGAGUGCAGCGUCCAACUGCCAUCGGCUGAUGUGCACCUGCCUAGGGGAGAGCUGGAGGUGGCUCUUCCCAGGGCUGACAUGACGGUAUCUGAGCUGAAGGGCAAAGCGGAAGGGGCCCAGAUCAAGGCCCACCUGCCCAAGGUGCAGAUGCCCAGCAUCAAGAUGCCCAAGGUGGACAUCAAGGGCCCCAGCGUGGAUGUCAAGCGCCCCAGCAUGGAUGUGAGAGGAGAAGUGGCUGUCUCCAGCCCGGACGUGGACAUCCAGGUGCCAGGGGCCAAGCUGGAGGGUGAACUGUCCUUGACAAGCAAGGAGGUGGCUGUGAGAGACAGCAAGUUCAAAAUGCCCAAGUUCAAGAUGCCAUCCUUCGGCGUGUCUGUGCCAAGCACAUCCACAGAGGCCUCGGUGGACGUGUCCCUGCCAAAGGCCCAGGACGACGUGUGCCUGCCUUCCCUCCAGGCUGACGUCAAGACCAGUGACCUCCCCAUUGAGCUCCCAUCUGCCGACCUGGACGUCAAGACUGCUGAGGUGGUCCUGAAGCUCCCGGAGGGCCAUGUGCCCGGGGGAGAGCUCCAGGAGGUGGCAGCGGGAGCCGGACUCACAGGACACCUGCCCAAGUUGCAGAUGCCCAGCAUCAAGAUGCCCAAGGUGGACUUCAAGGGCCCCCGGGUGGACAUCAAGGGGCCCAAGCUGGACAUUAAGGGUGCUAAAGGGGAGAUGGCCAUCCCUGAUUUGGAGGUGGCCGUGCCCAGCAUGGAGGUGGACAUCCAGGUGCCAGGUGCCAAGCUGGAGGGUGACCUGUCCCUGGGAGACAAGGAGGUGUUCACCAGAGACAGCAAGUUCAAAAUGCCCAGGUUCAAGAUGCCAUCCUUCAGCGUGUCUGCACCAAGCAAGGAUUUGGAAACCUCAGUGGACAUGCCUGUGCCCAAGGUUGCAGUGGAGGCCACCCGGCCCUUCCUGGGAGGAGAGCUCCAGACCCCAGAGUGUAGCGUCCAGGUGCCAUCGGCUGAUGUGCACCUGCCUGGAGGAGAGCUGGAGGUGGCCCUCCCCGGGGGCGAGGUGACGGUAUCCGAGCUGAAGGGCAAAGCGGAAGGGGCCCAGAUCAAGGGCCACCUGCCCAAGGUGCAAAUGCCCAGCAUCAAGAUGCCCGAGGUGUAUGUCAAGUGCCCUAGCAUGGACCUCAAGGUCCCCUGUGUGGCCAUCAAGGGCCCCAGUGUGGACAGGAGAGGAGAAGUGGCUGUCCCCAGCCCAGUCGUGGACAUCCAGGUUGCGGGUGCCAAGCUGGAGGGUGAACUGUCACUGGCAAGCAAGGAAGUGGCCAUCAGAGACAGCAAGUUCAAAAUGCCCAAAUUCAAGAUGCCGUCCUUCGGCAUGUCUGUACCAAGCACAUCCACAGAGGCCUCGGUGGACGUGUCCCUGCCAAAGGCCCAGGACGACGUGUGCCUGCCUUCCCUCCAGGCUGACGUCAAGACCAGUGACCUCCCCAUUGAGCUCCCAUCUGCCGACCUGGACGUCAAGACUGCUGAGGUGGUCCUGAAGCUCCCGGAGGGCCAUGUGCCCGGGGGAGAGCUCCAGGAGGCGGCAGCGGGAGCCGGACUCACAGGACACCUGCCCAAGUUGCAGAUGCCCAGCAUCAAGAUGCCCAAGGUGGACUUGAAGGGUCCCCGGGUGGACAUCAAGGGGCCCAAGCUGGACAUUAAGGGUGCUAAAGGGGAGACGGCCAUCCCUGAUGUGGAGGUGGCUGUGCCCAGCAUGGAGGUGGACAUCCAGGUGCCAGGUGCUAAGCUGGAGGGUGACCUGUCCCUGGGAGACAAGGAGGUGUUCACCAGAGACAGCAAGUUCAAAAUGCCCAAGUUCAAGAUGCCGUCCUUUGGCGUGUCUGCACCAAGCAAGGAUUUGGAAACCUCAGUGGACGUGCCUGUGCCCAAGGUCACAUUGGAGGCCACCCGGCCCUCCCUGGGAGGAGAGCUCCAGGCCCCAGAGUGCAGCGUCCAGCUGCCAUCAGCUGAUGUGCACCUGCCCGGGGGAGAGCUGGAGGUUGCCCUACCCGGGGCUGAGGUGAUGGCAUACGAGCUGAAGGGCAAAGCGGAAGGGGCCCGGAUCAAGGCCUACCUGCCCAAGGUGCAGAUGCCCAGCACCAAGAUGCCUGAGGUGGAUGUCAAGCGCCCUAGCAUGCACAUCAAGGGCCCCAGCGUGGACAUGAGAGGAGAAGUGGCUUUACCCAGGUCGGAUAUGGACAUCCACGUGGCGGGUGCCAAGCUGGAGGGCGACCUCUCCCUGGGAGACAAGGAGGUGUCCGCCAGACACAGCAAGUUCAAAAUGCCCAAGUUCAAGAUGCCGUCCUUUGGCGUGUCUGCACCAAGCAAGGAUUUGGAAACCUCAGUGGACGUGCCUGUGCCCAAGGUCACAGUGGAGGCCACCCAGCCCUUCCUGGGAGGAGAGCUCCAGACCCCAGAGUGUAGCGUCCAGGUGCCAUCGGCUGAUGUGCACCUGCCUGGGCGAGAGCUGGAGGUGGCCCUCCCCAGGGCUGAGGUGAUGGCAUACGAGCUGAAGGGCAAGGCAGAAGGGUCCCGGAUCAAGGCCCACCUGCCCAAGAUGCAGAUGCCCAGCAUCAAGAUGCCCAAUGUCGACAUCAAGAGCCCCAGCACAGAUAUCAAAGGCCCCAGUGUGGAUGUGAGAGAAGUGGCUGUCCCCAGCCCAGACGUGGACAUCCAGGUGCCGGGUGCCAAGCUGGAGGGUGACCUGUCUCUGACAAGCAAGGAGGUGGCCGUCAGAGACAGCAAGUUCAAAAUGCCCAAGUUCAAGAUGCCGUCCUUCGGCGUGUCUGUACCAAGCACAUCCACAGAGGCCUCAGUGGACGUGUCUCUGACAAAGGCCCAGGACGACGUGUGCCUGCCUUCCCUCCAGGCCGACGUCAAGACCAGUGACCUCCCCAUUGAACUCCCAUCAGCUGACCUGGAUGUUAAGACUGCUGAGGUGGGCCUGAAGCUCCCGGAGGGCCAUGUGCCCGGGGGAGAGCUCCAGGAGGCGGCAGUGGGAGCUGGACUCACAGGACACCUGCCCAAGUUGCAGAUGCCCAGCAUCAAGAUGCCCAAGGUGGACUUGAAGGGUCCCCGGGUGGACAUCAAGGGGCCCAAGCUGGACAUUAAGGGUGCUAAAGGGGAGACAGCCAUCCCUGAUGUGGAGGUGGCCGUGCCCAGCAUGGAGGUGGACAUCCAGGUGCCAGGUGCUAAGCUGGAGGGUGACCUGUCCCUGGGAGACAAGGAGGUGUUUGCCAGAGACAGCAAGUUCAAAAUGCCCAAGUUCAAGAUGCCGUCCUUUGGCGUGUCUGCACCAAGCAAGGAUUUGGAAACCUCAGUGGACGUGCCUGUGCCCAAGGUCACAGUGGAGGCCACCCGGCCCUUCCUGGGAGGAGAGCUCCAGGCCCCAGAGUGCAGCGUCCAGUUGCCAUCGGCUGAUGUGCACCUGCCUGGAAGAGAGCUGGAGGUGGCCCUUCCCGGGGCCAAGGUGAUGGUAUCCGAGCUGAAGGGCAAAGUGGAAGGGGCCCGGAUCAAGGCCCACCUGCCCAAGGUGCAGAUGCCCAGCAUCAAGAUGCCCAGUGUGGACGUCAAUGACCCCAGCGUGGACAUCAAGGGCCCUAGCAUGCACGUGAAAGGGAAGAAGAGAGAAGUGGCAUCCCCUGACAUGCAGGUGGCCGUGCCCAGCAUCAAGGUGGACAUCCAGGAGCCAGGUGCCAAGCUGGAGGGUGACCUGUCUCUGACAAGCAAGGAGGUGGCCGUCAGAGACAGCAAGUUCAAAAUGCCCAAGUUCAAGAUGCCGUCCUUUGGCGUGUCUGCACCAAGCAAGGAUUUGGAAACCUCAGUGGAUGUGCCUGUGCCCAAGGUCGCAGUGGAGGCGACCCGGCCCUCCCUGGGAGGAGAGAUCCAGGCCCCAGAGUGCAGCGUCCAGCUGCCGUCGGCUGAUGUGCACCUGCCCGGGGGAGAGCUGGAGGUGGCCCUUCCCGGGGCCGAGGUGACGGUAUCCGAGGUGAAGGGCAAAGCGGAAGGGGCCCGGAUCAAGGCCCACCUGCCCAACGUGCAGAUGCCCAGCACCAAGAUGCCCAAGAUGGACUUCAAGGCCCCUAGCGUGGACAUCAAGGGUCCCAGUGUGGAUUUGCAUGUCAUGGAGGGAGAGGUGACUGUUCCCAGAUCCACUGUGCCCCUGGAGGUGCCUCUGGAAUCUCCGUCUGUGUCACAGGGGGACGCUCCCUGGCCCAGCCUCCAAGGUACUCCAGUGUCCCCCGCCUUCAUGAGCAUUCUCUUGUCCCAGGUGGACAGUGGGACUGGCCCAAAAGAUUCACCAUUUCCCACAUCUUGUGUUCAAGUGACUUUUCCUAAGUUUCCUCGGCCGAGGUUCGUGUUUUCAGUCCCAAGAGCUGGUACUGCUGAGGCGCAGCCUGCUUCCACAGAAUGUGCCCUAGCACUGUCUCCUCCGAGCCCCGUGCGCCGACCGGACUCAUCAGCUGGGGAAGCCACAGUGUUCCUGCUGCCGUCUGCAGGUGUCUCUGUGUCCACGGGGACAGAGGGGCUGUCAGGCACUGUGGGAACAUCAGCCAUGGCUUCAGAGGCCACUCCAGCUGCCGACGCCCACUGCGAAGGGAAAGGCAAUUCCCUGAAAAUGCCAAAGCUCAAGCUUCCAUCCUUCAGGUCAUCCCCGAAGAAGGGAGCAGGGUCCAGAGAGGAACCUGUUGGCAGCCUGGGGGUUGCAGAGAUCAGCCUGGUUGUAGGUCCGGUCCCAUCGGACAUCCCAGCUGGCGUUCAUGCUGCACGGAUGGACGCACCCCCAGAUGUGACUCCUGAAAAGGACGCAGAGAAAGGAGUGGUCCGCACCCCUGGCUUUGCUGGGCUGGCGCCCCUGCUCCCCAGCACGGGGGCUCCUCUGAGAGGGGCCUGGCUGCUGCACACAGACUCUGACUCUUCCCUGUCCAGUCCCCCAGGAAGGACUGAGUCUCCAGCCACAGGAACCAGCAGCGGCGAGGGUGCUGGGGACACUGGUGCUACUGCAGUCCUCUCAGACACAGCAGGCAUGAAUCCCCAGCCGCCUUGGGUCUGUGUUCCCAGGCUGGGCCUUGCCACACCCACCCUUGUACCCUGCGAGGGCGACCUUCCUCUUCCCAAACAUGGCCUGUCACUCGGAGAUGGUGGCACAGGGCAUGGGUCUGGGGACAGCUCAGCCCGCCAGCCUUGUGGGGAGGCCACAGCCCCCUCCACAGAAGACACCCUGCCACCAUCCUGCAGAACGGCAGAUGGUGAAGGCCCAGCAGAGGGAAGCCCAGAGUGGGCUAUGCCGGCAGGGUCUCAAGAGAGCUGGCACAGGAUGCCCACACUCCAUCUGCCCAGUGCCCUGCACUCCUCCGAGGAGAGAAGCAGGGCUGGGGGCCCCAGGGGUCUGCUGCAUGUGCCUGCUGCCGGCUCACCCAGGGAAGGAGUCAGGAGGCAGGACAUCCACAUUCCUGGGCCAGAGGUGACCACGUCCCUACAGUCCCCAGAGGCUGAUGUAGACGUGGCUGCUGCUGAGAGCACGUCCCACGCAGGUGUUCUAAGGCACAGUCUUGACAGCAGAAGCUCGAAGCUGCAUCUCCCUCCUGCCAGGGUGUCCGCCUCUGACCCUAGCACUUCUGAGGCUGUGGUGUGCCUGGGUGAGGGCCCCCUUCCCCUUCAUUUCCCCCAGAGGAGACUCCCAGAAUCCUACCGUCUUCCCCGAGAAGCAGGCAGGGCAGAUCCUCCCGGGCCAGCAGGACAGGACCUUUCCAGGGGGAAGAAGGGGGUAGGGGAGUGGUCUUCCCACCCCGAGGGACCCCUUAAACUGAAGGUGUCGACAACCGACGUGCCAUCCCAGAUUUCCAUAGUGACCACGAGUCAGCUCUGGGAAGAUUCGGUGCUGACCGUCAGAUUCCCCAGGUUAAAGGUGCCAAGGCUCACCUACCCUGUCCCCGGCUCUGAGGCUGACAUCUUCAUCCCUGCUGUGAGAGAAAUCCAGUGCCCAGAUAGCAGCCUUGGCAUGGCCCUGCAGAGGGAGAGCCCUGGAGUCUGGGGUGCUAGCAUCCUGAAGGCAGGUGCUGGGGGGCCCAGGGAGCAGCCUGUGGUCCCUGGCCUCUCCUCGGAAGCUUCCCCCAUUUCUAAGGUCAGAGUGCACAUCCAGGGAACCCCGGCGGAGAGCCAGGGGGGCGCCAUGUGCAGCACGGUGGCGGCUGAGUUUGCCGGCGUAGCGGAUCCCCGGGCAUUUUCCACGCAGGUUGUACGGGAAUCCGAGAUCCCAGCAUCUGAGGUGCAGACACCUGCCUAUGGAUUCUCCUUAUUAAAGGCGAAGAUCCCAGAGCCCCUGCCUCAGGCUGGAGUGCGUGUGGGGACCCCAGACUCCCAGCUGAGGCGGGCUUUGCAAGAGGCUCCUGCACGUGCCGCCCCAGGAGCGGACCCCGCUUCUGGAGAUCUUCAGUCCGACACCGGAGAGCCAUUUGAAAUGAUCUCUUCCAGUGUCGUGGUGCCUGGACUGCAAACAUGUGCAUUUGAAGUUUGCUCUGGCCACCAGUUUGCAGACAGCUGUUCCGACGAGGAGCCUGCGGAAAUCCUUGAAUGUCCCCCUGAAGACAGCCAAGAGGGGGCCCCAGCUGAAGAGGGCAGGGCUCCAGGAGCAGAACCCGAAAGCAGAAGGGCUUCUGGUCUGUUCCGGCUGUGGCUCCCAAACAUUGGGUUUUCUUCCUCUGUGGAUGAGAAAAGCACCCAGUCCGAAGACACACUCCAAAGGCCAGAGGCGGGGCUGCCGCCCAGACCGGAGAAGACGGGCUGGUUUCGCUUUCCGAAACUAGGGUUCUCUUCGCCCACCAAGAAGAGCGCGCACGCCGAAGAUGAGGCGAAGCUGGCAGAGCAGAAACUCCAAGAGGAAGCAGCCACCUUCUUCGAUGCCCAAGACAGCUUCCCCCUUGAAGAGGCCGACGGGAGGCGCGCAGAGGCCGCGGGCCCCGCGCCAGCUCCAGCGCGAUGCUGACAUCCCGGAAGAACCGAGCUCGUCCUGCUGGAAGAGCACAGAAAGGCCCGCGGGGAUCCUGUGCCGAGGCCCGUGACCGAGUGCGGGCCGGAGGGUCACUUUUUGGCAGAGGACAGCCACACAAAUGAAGUCUGAAGGCAGAGCCAUGACGUGCGCAGAGCACGCCUCCUGACAACGUGUGUCUAUACCGCUUCGCGGGGCCCGAGAACAGCGGGCAGCCGCCCCACAUCCCCCCUCAGCCCCCCCGCUCCCCCAGAGCUUUGGAAGCAAGUGCAACUACCUGGGCCCUGCGAGACGCCAGCUCCCACAGGGCCACCGCGCCCGUGACAGGGUGCUGGAGAGGGCGUUUCCCGGGGCAGCUGCCCAGCCCGCAGAGCCGGUCUGCUCCUCUGCAGAAGGGGCCCGAGGCUGGGCGCGUGGCUUCUGUGCACACUGCCCCACGGUGCUCCCCCGUGAGCAGGCUCCCCGUGUCUGGCACUCCCCAGGAGGACCUCCCCUGCUCCCUCGUGCUGUGCUUGCUCCUUGCUGACCGUCUCACCUGGCGAGCUCCGCGAUGCCUUGUGUCAUGACAUGCACGCGCUGGCAGAAGGGUGGUACCUGUGGUAUCCCUAUGUGCCCACCACCUGCCGCUGUUCACUGAUGCCCCUCUGCCCUGCCAGUCCCGCCCUGAGCCCUUUGGUGUACACAUGGCGGCCAGGCUGAGAUGGGAUCUGCUGCCCACCUGGGCGGCCGUGCAAUAAAGAAACCACGCACCGCACAGUGUCCGUGGGCCUCUUGUUCCGGUCAGGCUCACCUGCACCUUGCCCUCUCCCUACCCACUCCAAGCCCUCAUCUCUGGGUUGCUCAGGAACACAGAGUGAAGGGAGACUCUUAGCGUGGUUGUCUAUGUGCACGGAACCUCCACUGGGCCAGCAGCUGUGAGACCAAGGGACAAGGCUGGGUAUGGCAGGGGGCACAGACAGACCACCCCCACCAGCCAGAGGCAGUGCAAGACAGGCAGCCAUGCACAGGGCAGGGGCGCACAGAGAGAUCCCUGGCCCAGAGGUGAGCUGGCUCCUGGGCCACUAAAGGGCCUGUUUCAGGCACUUCCUCACGCAGCAACCUGCCCCCCAGCCCUCAGGAAGCUAAUCCAUGUGGGGAAGCAGGUCAGUUCACGGGGGCUCCUGUGCCCUCUCCGUGGUCAGAGCUCCUGCUCCCAGCCACCCUCGGAUGCCCCCGGCUCCCGGGGGACAAGAACCUCCAGCCACAGACAGCGGUGGCUGCCCUCAGGACUGUGGGGCGGGAGGGCCGGCAGGGCCCCCUGGAGGCUGUGGGCCUGGUGGGCAGCCUGCUGCCCGAGGCAGCCUGCGCUGGUGCUGCCCUGAGAGGGCCUGGAAGGGCGGUGGCCAUGGGGCAGCAGUGGGGGUGGGGAGGACAGGCCGAGGCCCUCCCCAUGCCACCGCGGCAGGCCAUGUCUGUCCCUGGGGCUGGCUGGGAAGGUUGCCAAGUUAGGGGAUGUGGAAUCCUCUAUUAAGUGCACUGACAGAGGGCCCCCAAGUGGCCCUGGAGUGGGGCAAGGGGGAGGAGAAAGUGGGGUCUUUUUCUUGCAGUCAAGAGAGGCCGUCACCCUCCCAGGCCGGCCCCUGCCUCUCCUUGUGUGUCAGGUGGACAUGGUGGGCACGGUGCUCUGGGAACACCGGUGGCUGUCUCCUGGCUCCAUGGGGUUCUGUCCACCUCUGAACCCGGGAUCACGGCCUUGCGCCAGUGGCCAGAAGGCAGCAGUCCCGUCCCGUGGGGACCCACUGAGCGGCAGAGCCUCCCCAGGGCCUGAACCUCCUGGGUCCGGGCUGCCCAUGCCGUGUAACGAUAACACAAGUUAGCAGCUGGAAACGGCACACGGUUACAAUCUCUCAGUUUCUGUGGGUCAGCAGUCCAUGUGCAGCGUAGCCGGGGCCUCUGCUCAGGGUCCCACAGGGCUGCCAUCCAGGGGCGGGCCAGGCUGUGAUCUCAUCUGCAGACCCAACUGGGGAAGAAGCCACUUCCAACACGCAGCUGCAGCAGUGUGCAAUUUCUUGCAGGCUGGGUGAUCAGCAGCCUCUGUUUCUUGCUGGCCAUCUCUGCGCCCUGCCAUGGGGGCCUCUCCGUGCGGCAGCCCACAGCCUAGAGGCUGGCUGCAGCGAGCCAGCAAAGGACAGACUCCUAGCAAGACGCUCGUACUCUUACGUAUUCCUGGACGGGACAUCCCACCCCCUCCAUGCAUUUCAUUUGUUAUAGGCAAGGACAAGUCUUGCCCACCCUCAGGGGGAGGAGACCACACCAGGGUGUGGGGCCUGGGGGCCAUGUGAGAGCCUGUCCACUGCAGCCCAGGGGGCCCUGUACUCCCCAGGGUCUCUCAAGCCUCAUCAAACUGGGUGUCCUGUGGGGGUCUGCUUUGGAGCAGGCCUUCGAGGUGGCCACUAAGGUGUGGCCGCCAGACCCAGAGUGUGCAAAGCAGCCUCCGCCAGUCAGGCCUGGGACAGUCACUGUGGCCUGUACCUGUUGUCCCACUGUGGCCUGGAGCAGAGUCCUCCUGGUCUGUGGUGGACCAGCCUUCUGGUGGGGAGCCGGCUGAGUGCCCCAGGACACAUGCAGUUGCCCCAAGAACAAGACAUCAAGCCUUAGAGGGCAGAGCAGGUCUGGGAGCAGCCUGCUUCUGGGGGGGCUAUUGCCUUGCAGUGCAUGGAUGGGGCACAGGGCUAGGGGAGCUGCCCCAGCUGCCACCAGUGCUUGGCUUGGUCAAGUGCAGCUCCCAGACCAGCUCCCAGAGGCCUGGACACCUUUUAGGGCUUCACAGACCCAAGGCCCCCCUGUUCAGACCCUUGCAAGGCCUGGCAGGGAGGCCAGCUGGGCUCAGAGGGCCGUGUCCCCUGGCAAGGACGCCAAUGUCUAGGUGCCCAGCACCGACCCAGCCUGCAUUCCCUGGGCAGAGAGGACCAGGGGAGGUGGGGAAAUGGCACCAAGAUGGGGGCAGGAGCCUGGUGUCCACUCGCCUGGCCUCUGUAGGGCCAGGUCCCUUGGACCACUGAGCCAGUCCCAGACUCCAGAGCAGGGCAGGUAGGCUCAGAACCAGGAGAUGACAGAGGCUUCCGAUCCGGCACUCCCAGCAGAGGGGCCAGAACGAGUCACCGAACCAAGAUUCAGGCGCUGCGUCUGCAGAGCAGGUACCCAGGCAGGUCCCAGGACAGGGUGGAUUCAGAGAAGGGGCUGUAUGCACACCAACCCAGCACGGUGUCGCCACGCCCCCAGCCACCUCAACCCGAUCCUACGGACUCUACCCACACAGUCCCAGCCCCCUGCACACCAGGGCCAGCCACCAUGCUGCCCCUGGUGCCAUGCAGCAGCCCUGGGCCC